Molecule: messenger RNA, 987 nt
Organism: Colletotrichum graminicola M1.001
Lineage: Eukaryota; Fungi; Ascomycota; Sordariomycetes; Glomerellales; Glomerellaceae
Exons: 2
Coding region: 1-987 (328 amino acids)
Biological process (GO): mitochondrial translation
Cellular component (GO): mitochondrial small ribosomal subunit
Molecular function (GO): structural constituent of ribosome
Source: RefSeq, a predicted model, not a curated record
AUGGCGCCACGAGCCGGCUCAUCAUUAUCGCCAAUGGCCCUUGCGGCCAAGUGGUGUGAUUCUCACGCGAGCACAGCAUCACGGUCUCGGCCAGCUGCGCAACUUACUUGUGCAUUUUCAACAACGUCACAACAAUUCAGAAGGUCAAAACCACAGCAUGACCUUCAAACUUGGCUCAAGACUCGGGGCUCCAUCUUCCGUGAUGUCCCCAAUGACGGUCCCAAGUACCUGUCCAUGAACGAGGACCAGCCCUUCCCGAUGAAUCCAUUCUUCAAGAGUCAACCCGUGCUGAGUGAGGAUAUGAGGGAAGAGAUCUUCACAAGGGUUAAGAAGAAAAAGGAAUCCUUGAAGCUAGUCUCGGCUGAGCUUGGCGUCGAUGUUCGCCGCGUCGCUGCUGUUGUGCGCAUGAAGGAGAUUGAAAAGCAGUGGGUUGCGGAGCGUAAACCAUUGGCCAGACCAUACGCCAGGGCGGUCCUGCGGAUGCUGCCUCAGACUCACCUGAAUAAGGACAGGCCGGACCUGCAGACUCCUCACGAGCCUAUCAACGAGAUACAUGUUCAUAAGCUUACGACGCAACAACUGUUUGUGCCUGUCUCAGAGUCCCGCCAGUUCAACAGAGAAGAUGCUGCCAAGGCUUUUCACAGAAAGAUGCUUUCCGUUGACGACCGUUCGCCACACAAGGAGCUCAUCUCCAUGAAGAAAGCUGACGCUGCUGGGGGUUCGAAAGCAGACUUGAUCAAGAAGUUCAGAGAGGCCACAAGAGCUGAAGAGGACAGGUUGGUGGAGAGAGAGCGCCGCCGUUUAGAGAAGGCCGAGGAGGAGACGCAGCGUGUGGAUACUGGACGUUUCGAGUUCCGGUUCAAGGAGAUGAACGUUGAGAGUGCCGGCAAGGACGGCCGGGGCAGAAGAGGAGUUGGCUGGAGAUACGGCGUCCCUUUCUACGACCGCCGGAAGGGGGAGCUCAAGAUUCCCACAUCGGUGCCUUGA